Messenger RNA from Penicillium riverlandense, 984 nucleotides. RefSeq names its product bifunctional folylpolyglutamate synthase/dihydrofolate synthase. The record is from RefSeq and is a predicted model, not a curated record. NCBI's taxonomy places the organism in Eukaryota, Fungi, Ascomycota, Eurotiomycetes, Eurotiales, Aspergillaceae. Gene Ontology annotation, molecular function: tetrahydrofolylpolyglutamate synthase activity; ATP binding. Gene Ontology annotation, cellular component: cytoplasm; mitochondrion; cytosol. The transcript is spliced from 3 exons. Gene Ontology annotation, biological process: tetrahydrofolylpolyglutamate biosynthetic process. The coding region runs from base 1 to 984 and encodes 327 amino acids.
AUGAUUGCUAUGAUGAACAGGCAAUACGAAGCCGCUAUCCAACUUCUCAAUUGCAGACGUGCCAGUGCGCAGCCGAGUUUGAAGCAAAUGAGAGGUUCGGAUGAUAUGACAAAAUGGUUGGAAUUACUCGGUUAUUCUCAACUCGAUCUGGGAACGCUGAACGUCAUACAUGUAGCCGGCACCAAUGGGAAAGGUAGCACCUGCGCGUAUAUCUCGUCCAUACUCCAGAGCUUCGGGUGCAGGGUCGGACUCUAUACUUCACCACAUCUUCUUAGCAUACGUGAAAGGAUACGUAUCAAUGGCAAGCCGAUAGAGGAAGACGCCUUUGCGAGUGCAUUUUUCGAAAUAUGGGAUAAACUGCCACGUGAGCCUAGUGCCGACAUGGACAUCCCUCGAUACCUCCAGCUUUUGACCCUUCUCUCUUUCCAUAUCUUUCUCAAAGAAAAGGUUGAUGUUGCAGUCUAUGAACCACACAUGGGUGGCGAGUACGAUGCAACGAAUGUCAUAUUAUCACCCGUAGUGACAGCGGUGACUCGAAUAGCGAAAGACCAUGUCAAAUUCCUUGGACCCACUAUUAGAGACAUCGCUUGGCACAAGGCAGGCAUCUUUAAGCCUGGUUGCCCGGCUAUCUCAUCGCCCCAAGAGCAAAUCAUUGCUGAGGUUCUUGAGCAGCGUGCAAACGAGAAAAAUGUGACGCUGUCAUUUGUUGAGCCUGAUUCAUCACUGCCAGUGGUAGGAUUUCAGAAGGAAAACUGCUCACUUGCCAUAGCAGUCGCCCGGAAAUGGAUAUCACUCAGGUUUCCUGACAGAUUGACGAACCUGGCUGAAUGCAUCAAUCGUGGCAUUCAGGGACUUGACUGGCCUGGUCGUUACCAGCAGAUAGAAGAAGGCAAUCACAGAUGGUUCCUUGACGGUGCUCACAAUGAAUCAGGGCUGGCCACUGCGGUGUCAUGGUUUGCCGAGAUGAGCAAAUUACAAAGGUAG